Messenger RNA from Paramecium primaurelia, 736 nucleotides. The record is from the annotation of a GenBank genome assembly. Lineage: Eukaryota; Ciliophora; Oligohymenophorea; Peniculida; Parameciidae.
AUGGAAUUUUAAAAUUUUAUAAAUGAAGAGUUUUUGAAAGUUGAAAUAAUGUUUAUAGUAAUAAUCUAAGAAAAAGAUUAAUAAAUAAUAGCUUUGAAGAUUUGGGGAGUUUUGUCCAAACCAUAAUACCAAAAGAGAAGAAAAACAGAAAGAGAAAAAGCAGGAUUCUUUGUGUAUUUGUAUCUAAUAUUUUAAGAAAGACUUUGAUUUUGAUGCUUUAUCUGUACUUUCGGUAAAAUUGUUAAGUAAAAGUUUACAAACUUAUUUCUUAAAUAAUCCUAUUAAUACACCUGGUGAAGUAAUAAAUUUAAUGUAAGUAGAUACAGGAAAACUAUAAUUUGUAACAUAUUAUCCAGGUGGAGGAUUUGGAAUAAUGUUAUUGAUAGCUAUUUGGAAUACAUUGAUAGGAAAAUUCUUAAUGAAAUAUUAAUAAACAAUAUUGAAAGAAAAAGAUAAGAGAACAAAUUGUGCAAUUUAAAUAUUUUCAUAGAUUAAAUUCAUUAAAAUAAAUGUAUUUGAAUAAUUUUUUAGAGAAAAAUUAUUUAAAUUGAGGUAGAUUGAGAUUGAUAUAACAAGAAAACGGUAUUUUGGAACAUCCAUUAUGCAUCUAUUAUUAGGUCAUCAAUUAAGUGAUGGGAGUACAUUUUUAAUAAUCAGUUUAUUCUAAAUGUUACAAUAACCUUUUUUGUAAUUAUCCAUAGCAAUCAAUGAGGUAAUGGCUACAAACAUUAGUUGA